Messenger RNA from Prunus armeniaca (apricot), 1119 nucleotides. The record is from the annotation of a GenBank genome assembly. Lineage: Eukaryota; Viridiplantae; Streptophyta; Magnoliopsida; Rosales; Rosaceae.
AUGGCUGGCUAUGGUGAUUACUUGCCAUUCUUGGCCAUGGUGCUUGUCCAAAUGAGCUAUGCAGGACUGAACAUCAUUUCAAAGCUUGCUAUCGAAUCUGACAUGAACCCUCUUGUUCUUGUUGCUUAUCGCCAAGUUUUCGCCACCCUUUCCAUUGCCCCCUUUGCUUAUUGGAUGGAAUGGAAAACAAGACCCAGGAUCACAAUGCCUAUUCUUUUCCAGACUUUUCUAUGCUCUUUAACUGGGGCAACUGCAAAUCAGGUUUUCUAUUUUGUUGGUUUGAAAACUUCGACCCCAACCAUUGCAUGCGCAUUGACCAAUACACUUCCAGCAAUGACAUUUAUCCUUGCACUCAUUUUCAGACAAGAAUCUGCAAAAAUAAAGAGCAAACCAGGAUUGUCAAAGGUGAUGGGAACAGUUGUGUGUGUGUCUGGAGCCAUGCUGCUUUCAUUUUACCAUGGACACAUCAUUGGCUUAGGUGAGUCCAAAAUUCACUGGGCAUAUGCUCAGAGAAUGGGAGAGCAGGCAAAUUCCAGCUCCAAUGGAAGUUCCUUUGUGGGCCCCCUUUGUGUAAUCAUAAGCACCUUAGGUUGGGCAUUCUGGUUCAUAAUCCAAGCAAAAGUGGGGGAGAAUUUUCCAGCUCCUUAUACAAGCACCACAUUGAUGUGUUUGAUGGCCAGCUUUGAGUGUGGGAUCAUUGCUGUGAUUGCUGAUCACAAAGUUUCUGCUUGGUCAUUGAAAAAUCCCAUGUGGCUUAUUUCAGCCCUCUAUUGUGGAAUUUUGGGUUCUGCACUAGCUUUCUUCCUCUCUUCCUGGAGUAUUCAGAGAAAAGGCCCUCUUUACGUGUCGGUGUUCAGCCCCUUGCUCCUCAUCAUUGUGGCCAUUUCAAGUUGGGCUCUGCUUGAGGAGAAAUUAUACCUUGGAACUGCCAUAGGGUCGAUUUUGAUCGUUUGCGGGCUCUAUCUUGUUCUGUGGGGGAAGAACAAGGAGACGGAGGUUGAGAAGCCAACAAAAGAAACAGACACAACAAAGGCAGAUCAUGCCAAGGAGUAUGAGAGAAACGACUUGGAACUGCAGCUGCAAGUGCACUCCAAAAGCGACAGUGACGUUAUGGGAUGA